AUGAAGCUUCAGAAUGCCUUCUCCCUGGCCGCUGUGGUCGGGGUUGCCACAUCUCACACCAUCUUCACGCAAUUGACUGCUGGAGGUGUUACCAAUGGCCUUGGUGUUGGAAUACGAAUGCCUUCUUAUGAUGGGCCUAUUACGAACGUUAAUUCAAACGACAUUGCAUGCAACGGAGGGCCGAACCCAACAACACCUUCACGCAGUGUUAUAGAUGUACAAGCUGGUACAACAGUUAAAGCUCGCUGGAGACACACCCAGCAGAGUGGCCCCGAUGAUAUUAUUGACGCUAGCCAUAAAGGGCCAGUUAUGGCAUACUUAAAGAAAGUAACAAACGCUGUUACAGAUCCAGGCUAUGGGAGCGGUUGGUUUAAAAUAUCAGAGGCCGGUUUCACGAACCCAGCAGCGGGAACCUGGGCAGUCAAUGAUCUUAUUGCUGCGCUCGGCGAGCAAUCGAUCCCUAUCCCAACCUGUAUCGCGCCUGGCCAAUAUCUGUUGCGUGCCGAGAUCAUCGCGCUCCACGGAGCACGGACGUCUGGCGGAGCUCAAUUCUACAUGGAAUGCGCACAAAUUAAUAUCAGUGGUGGAACUGGCACCAAGACACCCGCUACUGUCAGCUUACCUGGCGCCUAUAAGGCCAAUGAUCCGGGAGUUAUGCUCGACAUCUACCAGAACCUCAAGUCUUAUGCCAUCCCAGGUCCACCAGUUUUCUAUUGUUAA
This is a messenger RNA of Venustampulla echinocandica, 720 nucleotides long. RefSeq lists its product as uncharacterized. NCBI's taxonomy places the organism in Eukaryota, Fungi, Ascomycota, Leotiomycetes, Helotiales, Pleuroascaceae. The record is from RefSeq and is a predicted model, not a curated record. Bases 1 to 720 code for a protein of 239 amino acids. The transcript is spliced from 12 exons.